Messenger RNA from Impatiens glandulifera, 807 nucleotides. RefSeq lists its product as uncharacterized. NCBI's taxonomy places the organism in Eukaryota, Viridiplantae, Streptophyta, Magnoliopsida, Ericales, Balsaminaceae. The record is from RefSeq and is a predicted model, not a curated record. Bases 1 to 807 code for a protein of 268 amino acids. The transcript has a single exon.
AUGAGAGAACAGAACAUCCAUGAUGCCAUUUGGAAAGAGAUAUCAAAUCGCGUGAAGGAGUAUUUGGCUAAUUGGGUUUAUGAAGCUGGCAUAUCUUUUAAUGCAAUUGACCUGAAUAGCUUUAAGCUUUUUGUAAAAGCACUUGGUCAAUUUGGACGAAUGUUUAAACCUCCUAGUAAAUAUGAAUUUAGGGAGCCACUAUUGAAAAAAGCAGUUGAUAGAACUAAAACUAAAUUGAAGAUUAAUGAAGAUGAAUGGAAAAAUAGUGGAUGUUCAAUCAUGACUGGUGGCUGGAGUGAUAGAAAGAGAAGAAGCAUCAUGAACUUGUGUAUUAAUUCAAGGGCAGGUACUGUUUUCCAUUCUUCUAAGGAUUUUUCAAAUAUUCCACACACAAGUGAAGUGAUUCUUGAGUAUGUUGAUCAAUGCAUUGAGAAAGUUGAGCUGGAGAAAAUCGUUCAAAUAGUAACAGACAAUGCUUCUAACAAUAUAGGAGCAGCAAAUUUGAUGCGGCAAAAAAGGGCAACGAUAUUUUGGACAUCAUGUGCUACGCAUACAAUUAACCUUAUACUCGAGGGUAUUGCAAAACUACCUCGGUUCAAGAAAAUCCUUGAUCAAGCCAAAGAUUUAACCAUCUUCAUUUAUGCUCAUCACAAGACUCUAGCCAUGAUGAGGUCCUAUACAAAAAAGAGAGACAUAGUGAGACCAGGAGUCACUAGAUUUGCUUCUUCAUUCCUUACUUUACAAAGUUUAGUUGAGAAAAAGGUGCAAUUGAAGGCAAUAUUUUCUAGCACUGAGUGGGAUGAAUGA